CCCUGCGCUGACCUCUGACAGCAGCUCACGGAGCUGCUCCCUCCCUGCACCAACACGGAAGCAGCAUGGCGUCCAACCGCAGCAGCGGCAGCUCUGACAGGCAACGAAUUGCACAGCAAAGACUGAGUGUAAUUGCUGGGCAUUUACAGAGAUCGGUGGAGGGUAACUCGGCCAUCCUAGCCGCGGAGUGCAAAGCAGAAGGAGACAAGCUAGAUGUCUCCAGCGAGCGGAGGACUGUGCCGAGGAGGAGACAGGAGGUUAUGAAAUGGAACGGCUGGGGAUACAGCGAUUCAAAAUUCCUCUACAAUAAAAAAGGCCAAGCAGAAUUUACUGGCAAAAGGUAUAGGCUGAGCGGUAUGAUCAUUCCUGGCCUCAGAGAUUGGAUGGAAAGCACGUUCGGUGCCAGUCUGCAGCAUAAAACUACAGCAGCACCAAUUCUGAAUAGCAGUGCUGUCCAGCCUCCCGCUCUAAAUGAGGCCUUCGUGGAGGAACUAAAGUCCACAGGUAUUCCCUUCUCUCAUGAUGCUGAAGACCGGGUUUUUCGCGCACAUGGCCAUUGCUUACAUGAGAUCUUUGCUCUGAGAGAGGGGAAAAUUGGCCGUGUUCCAGAUUUGGUGGUAUGGCCAAAUUGUCACAAUGAUGUAGUGAAAAUUGUGGAGCUCGCAUGCAAACACAGCGUUUGUUUGAUACCAUAUGGAGGAGGGACUAGUGUCUCUAGUGCCCUCGAGUGCCCCCCAGAGGAAACUCGUUCCAUUGUCUCGCUGGAUACCUCACAGAUGAACCGCAUUCUGUGGAUUGACGAGAAAAAUUUAACUGCCCACGUGGAAGCUGGCAUUGUUGGUCAGGAUCUAGAGAGAUUGCUUAAUGAGAGCGGCUACUGUACAGGGCAUGAGCCUGACUCCAUGGAGUUCAGCUCCCUGGGGGGCUGGGUAGCAACCAGAGCGUCAGGCAUGAAGAAGAACAUCUAUGGCAACAUUGAGGACCUGGUUGUCCACAUAAAGAUGGUUACCCCACGAGGUGUGAUUGAAAAGAGUUGUCAGGGACCGCGCAUGUCCACAGGGCCUGACAUUCACCACUUCAUCUUGGGCUCAGAAGGAACCCUGGGUGUGGUUACUGAGGUUACAAUGAAGAUUCGUCCCAUGCCAGAGUACCAAAAAUACGGCUCCGUGGUGUUCCCUAAUUUCGAGAUGGGAGUUGCCUGUCUUCGAGAGGUUGCCAGACAGAGGUGUGCUCCAGCUUCCAUACGACUCAUGGAUAAUGAACAAUUUAAAUUUGGCCAUGCCCUGAAACCUCAAGUAUCUUCAAUUUUCACUUCCUUUUUGGACGGAUUGAAGAAAUUUUACAUCACCAAGUUCAAAGGGUUUGACCCCAACCGCUUGUGUGUGGCCACCCUGCUGUUUGAGGGAGACCGAGAGAAGGUCCUGCAGCAUGAAAAGCAGGUUUAUGACAUUGCUGCAAAAUUCGGGGGCCUGGCAGCUGGAGAGGACAAUGGGCAAAGGGGCUACAUGUUGACCUUCGUCAUCGCUUACCUCCGGGACCUAGGAUUCGACUACUAUGUGAUUGGGGAGUCCUUUGAAACCUCGAUGCCUUGGGACAGGGUUUUGGACAUCUGCAGAAACGUAAAGGCACGCAUUGUUCGAGAGUGUAAAGAGAAAGGAGUUCAGUUCCCACCAUUAUCCACAUGCAGGGUGACUCAGACAUAUGAUGCUGGUGCCUGUGUCUACUUUUACUUUGCCUUCAACUACAGAGGACUCAGUGAUCCAGUACACGUGUAUGAACAAGUGGAGCAUGCAGCUAGAGAGGAGAUCCUUGCCAAUGGAGGGAGCCUGUCACAUCACCAUGGAGUGGGGAAACUUCGGAAGGAGUGGAUGAGAGAGACCGUCUCCGAUGUCGGCAUGGGGAUGCUUAAGUCUGUCAAGGACUACGUGGACCCAAAUAACAUCUUUGGCAACAGAAACCUCCUCUAAUUUAACACUUCUGUCCAUCUUUAGUUAACCUUUUUCUAAAAGCAUAUUGUGCAUUUUGCAUCAAUAGAUACUAAAUGUGAAUUUAAAAUGGACACAGAUCUUUGUCUUCUCCAUCAAAUGUGUCAUUCAGUGCCAUUUAAUGAUUCACCCAAACCUUUUCUCGCUUUCAGUUUAUGUUGCACUUAAUCUGCUGUAACAAUCAUUCUAAUCUAUGUUGAGGCUCAUUUUUACUUUCAUCCUCCUGUGAUGCAAAAAAAAAUCUUUUUUUUUCUUUUUUUUUUUUGUCACAUUUGCUUUUGUUUAACUGCUAAAAAUCCUUGCCAACAUAGCAGAAACAGUUUGUCUUCAUGUUCCUCUCAUGUUUGUGUCUGUGUGUCUGAAGCUCUGUGCCUUUCUAAAGCUUUUGUCUGCCUUCCCCUCUCCUAUUACACACGUGUGUACAGUGAAGUCCCUUUGUGAAGGAAAACAGACUUGGACAUGAAGGUUGUCAGUGUCUCCUGUUCAUCUUUUCAUGCCCUCCUGCCUUCUGUUGCACUGACCAGUUGCCAUAAGAGACUAGUUUCUGGUGUGCGUGCGUGUGUGCGUGCCACUGGUGAUGACCUUUUUCAAGUUAAAUGAGAUCUACUAUGCUCAUAUCUAGCUCCACCUUUCUAUUCUUGGAUUCUACUAGUGGUAGAGUAGCUCUGCACGGUUCACAGGUCACAAUAAUCCUUAUUUAUCUUAUACUGGGCCUUUGUGUAGCCCCUCAGUUCAUCUCAGCCGGCUCUCUUCUGAUUGGCUGCCACACACAAGCAGGUGGGUGGAGUUGCUGUUAUGACAACAUAACCACAAUAACCCAGCCAUAAGAGAAAAUGAGGAAAAAAACAUAAUGGGUCUUCUUGAGUCCUCCUCCUGCACCAUCAAAAGUUCCCCACCUGUAGACGAACUGUAUGAUUACAAAGACUGAUAUUAUUUCCUUUGUGUUUAGUUUUUUGCACUGAUAGCAUUAACCUCACAUAGUUUUGUUACUGAAAAAGUGAAGUGGGGGCGGAGGGGGGAUCAAAUAAAAAGCCAUUUCAAUCAUUUGAAGUGUAGGGCCUCUGGAUUCUGGUGCUCACGUUGUACCAAAGACUCAACUCAUCAGAUCAUACUGUACACAUGUUUGAUGUCAUGACAACUUACUGCAAAGUUUAACUGUAUUUUUUAAUUAGCAUAUGCAAAGAUAACCAUCUUAAGAGCUCUAAAAUGUACAUAUGUUUGAUUUAUUACAUGUGCUAAAAAUUUCUAUUAAAUGCUUAAACACUUUUUUUUUUUUUUCCUGCCAUGUGAUUGUAUAAUUUGUGUUUUUUCCCCCCCAAAUUAUUCAGCUUGUCAAACAGUUGAAUAGGGUAUUGUGUAAAAGGUUUUUGGAACAGAUACUGUAAUGUACCACACUUUGAUACUUGACUUGGCAUUCAUGUUGAAGUAAGGUUCAUCUUUCCAUUGUAAACUGUGUAUGAUAUUUUCCAGGACCCGCGUGUGCUUUUAGGUCAAAAGAAUCCCCCAAAAGUAAAAAAGGUUUGUCCGGGAUCCCCUCGUCUGACCUUCUACCCCUUGUGUCAAAAAAAAUGUGCGAGAGCUUUUUGAAUGUUAUGGCUGUACCCUUUUUUGGUCAAUUUUCCACUUCUCUUAACAGCAUAGUAACUUCUAAGUAUGUUUUGUCAAUGCUGUUUGUGCAAUAAAUUAAAGAAAAAAUU
Molecule: messenger RNA, 3682 nt
Organism: Archocentrus centrarchus (flier cichlid)
Lineage: Eukaryota; Metazoa; Chordata; Actinopteri; Cichliformes; Cichlidae
Gene: agps
Product: alkylglycerone phosphate synthase
Exons: 20
Coding region: 66-1967 (633 amino acids)
Biological process (GO): lipid biosynthetic process
Cellular component (GO): peroxisome
Molecular function (GO): FAD binding; alkylglycerone-phosphate synthase activity
Source: RefSeq, a predicted model, not a curated record